This is a messenger RNA of Melampsora larici-populina 98AG31, 1658 nucleotides long. RefSeq names its product ATP-dependent 26S proteasome regulatory subunit. NCBI's taxonomy places the organism in Eukaryota, Fungi, Basidiomycota, Pucciniomycetes, Pucciniales, Melampsoraceae. Gene Ontology annotation, biological process: proteasome-mediated ubiquitin-dependent protein catabolic process. The transcript is spliced from 8 exons. Gene Ontology annotation, molecular function: proteasome-activating activity; ATP hydrolysis activity; ATP binding. Gene Ontology annotation, cellular component: proteasome regulatory particle, base subcomplex. The record is from RefSeq and is a predicted model, not a curated record. The coding region runs from base 105 to 1481 and encodes 458 amino acids.
GUAACUACAAUUCAAACCAUUCAACAAGACUUUUCAAGACCUUCAUCAAAACCUUUUAUUGAUAAACAUCAUUCUCAAUCAACCUUCAAAGCAUUCAUUGAACCAUGUCAGAUCAACCACCAGCUUUAGUUCCAACCGAUCCAAGUUCAUCAAAACAAAGUAAUCCUUCAAGUACUGAAGCUUCUGGUUCUAGUUCACCUGAAAAAGUCGAAGAUGUUAAGAUGGAUACUGAAGCUGAACUCGAUCCUGAGAUUUUGAAAUCUUCACCAGAAGAAAUCAUGACUCGUACUAGAUUACUUGAUAAUGAAAUCAAAAUUAUGCGAUCUGAGAAUAUGACAUUACAACAUGAAGCAGCCAUGAUGCGAGACAAGAUAAAAGAUAAUACAGAUAAGAUCAAGAACAACAAACAAUUACCAUUCCUAGUAUCGAAUGUAGUCGAGAUCUUAGAGAUGGAUCCAGACAAUCACGAAACAGAAGAAGAAGGAGCCCAGAUCGAUUUAGAUUCGGUUCGGAAAGGCAAAUGUGCAGUGAUCAAAACAUCUACUCGACAAACGAUCUUCUUACCCUUGAUUGGUUUAGUGGAUUCGGAGAAACUGAAACCGGGAGAUCUGAUUGGUGUCAAUAAAGAUAGUUAUCUAGUGCUCGAUACUUUACCGGCUGAAUAUGAUUCGAGAGUCAAGGCUAUGGAAGUGGAUGAAAGACCUACUGAAACGUAUACUGAUAUUGGUGGAUUGGAUAAACAAAUUGAAGAAUUGGUCGAAGCUGUCGUCUUGCCCAUGCAACAAGCUGAUAAGUUUAAGACUCUGGGUAUCAAACCUCCUAAAGGAGUCUUGAUGUAUGGUCCACCUGGAACGGGUAAAACUCUCUUAGCUCGUGCAUGUGCUGCUCAAACCAAAGCAUGUUAUUUAAAACUCGCAGGCCCUUCACUUGUUCAGAUGUUUAUUGGUGAUGGAGCGAAAUUAGUUAGAGAUGCAUUUGAAUUAGCCAAAGAAAAAGCACCGGCAAUUAUAUUUAUUGAUGAAUUAGAUGCGAUUGGAACUAAACGAUUUGAUAGUGAAAAGUCAGGUGAUCGAGAAGUUCAAAGGACUAUGCUUGAACUUUUGAAUCAACUUGAUGGGUUUGGAAGUGAUGAUCGGAUUAAGGUUAUUGCUGCUACAAAUCGAAUUGAUAUUUUGGACCCUGCUCUUCUUAGGUCUGGAAGACUUGAUAGGAAAAUCGAAUUCCCACUUCCUACUGAAGACGCAAGAGCAAGAAUCAUAGAAAUUCAUUCUAGAAAGAUGAAUGUAGCUAAAGGUGUGAAUUUUGAAGAAUUAGCCAGAUCGACUGAUGAAUUUAAUGCAGCUCAAUUAAGAGCAGUAGCCGUGGAAGCAGGAAUGAUUGCUCUGAGAGAAGGAGCUAAUGAGAUUCAUCAUGAACAUUUCUUAAGUGGGAUCUUAGAGGUUCAGAGUAAGAAGAAGAAUGACCAGUUUUAUUUUGCUUGAGAAGGUUGGUUGGUGAUGGAUUGUUUUGGUUGUAAGAAAGAGAUUUAUGUGAUGUUUUUGAUGACUUGAAUCAUAAAAGAUUAAUUAUAUUUUGUAUUGAACACUGAGUGAGAUGAUGUUGAUACUCCUAAAGUACAUACAUCAAAAUACAAUUUGAUAAGAUUUAUGUAGAAUUUC